AUGACAGUCCGCCGUGGAGACCGUGCUCCGGUCCCUAUCCGCGAGCACAUGGCCAUCGAUGUAUCUCCAGGCCCAAUCCGACCCAUUGCCCAGAUCUCGGCUUAUUUUCCACACCCCGGGCUGGAGGGGAUGCUGACAACACGGGACAGAAUGAGGGGCCAAGGGCCUACGACGGUGCCUCCUGGCACUGGAGAAGGAGAGGCCGCUGAUGGAUACGAUUCUGACGAGAAUACAUCCCUUGGGACCCUUGAAUUUGACAUCCUUUAUGAUCCAGAAAGCUGCACCCUCGGUUGCACCAUCCUUCGGGCCAAGGGAUUGAAGCCGAUGGAUUUUAAUGGCUUGGCUGACCCGUAUGUCAAGCUGCACCUCCUGCCUGGGGCCUGCAAGGCAAACAAACUGAAAACACGAACACAGCACAAUACGCUCAACCCCGUCUGGAAUGAAGCCCUGAUAUACAAUGGGAUAACAGCUGAGGAUAUGGCCCGGAAAACUCUGCGAAUCUCUGUCUGUGACGAGGAUAAACUGACACACAAUGAGUUCAUAGGAGAGACCCGGGUGCCUCUGAGACGCCUCCGGCCUGGCCAGAAAAAACAUUUCAACCUGUGCUUGGAACGGCAACAACCGCUGGCAUCCCCUUCCUCCAUGACUGCAGCUUUGCGUGGGAUCUCCUGCUACCUGAGAGAGCUAGAACCCUCCGCUGGCUGGGCCCUGGAGGAACGGGGCCGCAUCCUGCUCGCCCUCAUGUACAGCUCUGAACGCCACGGACUGCUGGUGUCUAUUCUCCGCUGUGCCCACUUAGCUGCCAUGGACGUGUGUGGCUACUCGGAUCCUUAUGUAAAAACGUACCUGAGACCAGAUGUAGAGAAGAAGUCAAAGCAUAAAACAACUGUGAAGAAGAAGACACUGAACCCUGAAUAUAAUGAGGACUUUUUCUACGAGAUCGAACAGUCAGAACUUGGUCACAAAUCCCUGGAGAUAACAGUUUGGGAUUACGACAUUGGGAAAUCCAACGACUUCAUUGGUGGGGUCACUCUUGGCCUAGGGGCCUCUGGGGAAUGCCGACAGCACUGGCUUUCAUGCCUCCAGACCCCCGACUGCCGUCUUGAGCACUGGCAUACCCUCACCAACGAGCUGCCAGAAUCCUCCACUUUUGGCCCCUGA
Molecule: messenger RNA, 1161 nt
Organism: Varanus komodoensis (Komodo dragon)
Lineage: Eukaryota; Metazoa; Chordata; Lepidosauria; Squamata; Varanidae
Gene: DOC2A
Product: double C2 domain alpha
Exons: 10
Coding region: 1-1161 (386 amino acids)
Cellular component (GO): membrane
Source: RefSeq, a predicted model, not a curated record